Molecule: messenger RNA, 2596 nt
Organism: Diabrotica virgifera virgifera (western corn rootworm)
Lineage: Eukaryota; Metazoa; Arthropoda; Insecta; Coleoptera; Chrysomelidae
Product: zinc finger protein 850-like
Exons: 2
Coding region: 276-2546 (756 amino acids)
Source: RefSeq, a predicted model, not a curated record
GAUUCAUUAACGUUAUUCAGUAUGUAACUAAUUGAUUACAUUAGUUCAUUCUGUACUGGUUUAUACACGCCGCUAAAUAUAUUCGAAUCACACAUAAAUUAGCAAAUUCCAAAUCGUAUUUCUCAAACAAUUUUUUUAGUUCUCUAGAAAUAUUUUGAUUUAACGAAUGCUCCGAUUCAUCUUGUACCCUAAAUGAUAAUUCCUGACUACUUAAAAAAAUACAAUAUCAAUUAAACGACGUAAAACGGCGUGAUUAUUUUUUGCAAUUUCUGCCGAUGCUUCCAAAUAAAACAUCGGCAGAUUUAAAUGUGCCGUACCUCCCGUUUAAUGCCUACGAAGAGAAUCAAGGCUUCAAGCUUCAUAUGAGAGUGCAUACUGGGGAAAAACCAUAUAAAUGCAAUUUCUGCAACAAAGCUUUUGCUCAUAGCAGCGUCUGUAACACACAUAAGAAGAGAAUUCAUGGCCAGAGACCAUAUCCUGGUUCCGAAGGUGAGAAACCAUAUUCUUGUUCCCAAUGUAAGAAAUCUUUCUUCAACACAGCCAGCCUUAUGAUACACAUGCGAAUCCAUACUGGCGAGAAACCAUAUUCUUGUUCUAUGUGUAAAAAAGCUUUCUCUCAUGCAUCCAGUCUUAAAAUACAUAUGCCAAUUCAUAACGGCGAGAGACUAUAUCCUUGUUCCGAAUGUAAUAAAUCUUUCACCGAUAGAACGGCUCUUAUCAAACAUAUGCGAGUCCAUUCCAAAGAGAAACCGAUACUAAACACUUCAACUUUUAUAUUUGACAAAUUAUCGUCUUCCAAGAGUGCCAGCCCUCAAAACCUUCAAGCCUUGCCUCGAUCACUACGUGUCAAAGGAGCACCCAAGUAUUACAUUAUUUUACCAACGAACUCUGUAUCUGCGGCUGUGCCAUUACUGGUGACAUCAAAACCUUCUCCACCUGCACUUAAAGUAAUCCCAUCACAUAACCAACUAUUGAUCACUACAAAGACUUCUCCACCGGUACUUCAAGCGAUCCCGAAAGUUGUGAUGGCAUCAAAUUCUGUCGGAUCUAGAUCUGCGCCUUCAUUGAAAGUAAUACCAACCAAAGAGCUAAUGAAUUAUCCGACAAGUUUGUCAAAUAUACUUCCAAACCAAACAGUCGCAUUUCAGAGUAAAGGUCCUGUGCCCAAAUAUUACGCUAAUCCUUUCGACUACACUCCUUAUGUAAAAAACACUUUAUCUUUAACCCACACACAAAAAAUAGCCGAACUAGAGAAACGUAGCCAAGGCGAACAAGAUUUAAUGCAGGAAAAAGUGUUCGCUUGGGUUUGUAAAAUUUGCAGGAAAGAAUUCCAUGACAAAGAACUUCUUAUGGAGCACUACGAAAUACACAAGAAUGCCACAGAUCAGCUUGGUAAUAUCGACGAAAAUAACGAUACAUAUAACAUAAGCGGCAAAGAAAUAACUUGUCCAAUUUGUAUGACGACGUAUGAUAACAUAGUUAAUUAUCAAUACCACGUUUCUUAUAAACACAAACCAAAAGACCAUAAUUGUGGUACGUGUAAACAUACUUUUACUGACGAGUUUGACUUGAGUAUACAUAAUGCUAAGCACAAUCAAGAUCCAAAAUUGUACGGGUGCGUGAUAUGCAAAGAGUUUCAAACAAAAGACACCAAAAUUUUAUACGAGCAUAUAUCCAAAGAGCAUGUAAAAGAGGAAAUGUAUUGCAAUGAAUGUGACAAUACGUUCUUAUCCAAGACGUGGUUCGAAGGUCAUAAAAUAUUUCACACAGACAUUAGUAAAAGAGAUACAUAUAAAUGUGGCCGAUGCGACUCUGAGUUUACGUCCAACUAUUCGUUGAUGGAACAUAUGCAGGAAUCUCAUACAAAAUACAAAUGCAAUGAGUGUAAUGUAACCUUUGCCUACAAGAAAAAUUUAGACGAACAUAACCGCCAUCUGCAUUUAAAUUUAUCUGAAGAACGCAUUUGUUGUAACGUAUGCGGAAAACUGGUUACAAAAAAAAAUCUACAUUAUCACGAAAGAAUCCAUAAGGCGGGGAAUUAUGUUUGUUCUGUCUGUGGUAAAAUAUUUGUAAAGAAAGAAGGCUUAAUCCUUCAUACAAGAGUUCAUACUGGAGAAAAGCCAUACCAAUGCGAAAUAUGCGGUAAAGCUUUCCCACAGAAAAGCACUUAUAACAACCAUAUGAGAAUUCAUGAUGGCGACGGAGCAUAUCCUUGUUCCGAAUGUAACAAAGCUUUCUAUAAUGGAACCUGUCUUAGGAGACAUAUGGCAGUCCAUACUGGCGAGAGACCAUAUCCUUGUUCCGAAUGUAAGAAAUCUUUCUCCCUUAAAUCCAAUCUUAGAAAACAUAGGCUAGUCCAUACCGGGGAGAAACCAUAUCCUUGUUCCAUAUGUGAGAAAGCUUUCUCCCAGUCAUCCAGUCUUAAGACACAUAUGCGAAUUCACACCGGGGAGAAAGCAUAUCCUUGUUCCAAAUGUAACAAAAAGUUUGUUACCAAAGGCCAGAAAGAUGUUCAUGAGAAAAAAAGGUGUAAAAUGUUUAAAUAGUUCCGUAGUUUUAAAUGUUUUGUUGCUCUUAAUAAAUAUUUUUUAAUAAA